Molecule: messenger RNA, 2847 nt
Organism: Cyphellophora attinorum
Lineage: Eukaryota; Fungi; Ascomycota; Eurotiomycetes; Chaetothyriales; Cyphellophoraceae
Product: Vanillyl-alcohol oxidase
Exons: 5
Coding region: 1-2847 (948 amino acids)
Biological process (GO): lactate catabolic process
Cellular component (GO): mitochondrion
Molecular function (GO): D-lactate dehydrogenase (NAD+) activity; FAD binding; D-lactate dehydrogenase (cytochrome) activity
Source: RefSeq, a predicted model, not a curated record
AUGUUGUCACAAGUAUUGGAAGCCGGCUCAGCCGAAUUGCACAGCGACAAAUACCACGAUCCAGAGUAUCAAAAGGUCCACAUUGAACUAUUCUCGAAGUCCAUCAUAGAACCACUCGAGCCUAUAUUGCCUCCCGGAGUGAAACAGCACACCUACGAUGCAGCCAUGUCGGAGUGGGCCGCUGUUGUAGGCGAGAAGUGUGUACACCGGCAGAAUGAUGUUGAGGAGUACAUCGAUCCCUACGAAAUGAACGAGAACCUGCCUUUACGAAAGGUGCCAAGUGGUGCAAUCUGUCCAGGAUCUGCCGAUGAAGUGCGGGAAGUCCUCCGGAUAGCGACUAAACACGGCAUACCUUUAUGGGUGUUCAGUCGCGGCAAGAAUCUGGGAUAUGGCGGACCGGCACCACGACUCAGUGGUUCGGUGGCCCUUGACUUGCAUCGCAUGAACAAAAUCAUCGAGGUCAACGAAAAGUUUUCAUACGCGGUGGUCGAGCCCGGUGUCACAUUCACGGACCUUUACGACUAUUGCAAGGCCAAUAAGCUGCGAGUGUGGCCGAGCACUCCGUCGCUUGGCUGGGGGAGUGUGAUAGGCAAUACCCUGGACAGAGGAACUGGCUUCACGCCCACCGCGACGCACCAUCAGAACAUGGCCGGCCUUGAGGUGAUACUGGCGGACGGAGAUGUGGUUCGUACCGGCCAAUUCGCCAUCUCAAAUUCGGACGCAGCACACCUAUCGAAGUUCACUUUCGGACCCUCGAUUGAAGGACUCUUCCUGCAAAGCAAUCUCGGUGUAGUGACAAAGAUGGGGAUCUGGCUCACUCCUCAGCCAGAAGCGUACGCGUCCUGCUUCUUCGAGAUGCCUGAACUUGAAGACAUUGAAGUGCUUACGGAGGCGUUUGGGUCGAUGCGGCAGAAUGGCACGAUACCCAACACAGUCUUCGUGUCGAAUAUCAUAGAAGUAUUGGCUAUGUUCAACAAACGAGCGGAUCUUUACAGCGGGCCCGGACCAAUUCCACCACAUGUGUUGAAGGCUCUCCAGAAGCAGCACAAUCUGGGGUACUGGAAUUGCAAGUGGGGCUUGUUUGGGCCUCGCAGGAUAUUGCAAGCGCAAGUCGAUGAGAUUCAGUCGGUCUUGAAUGCUCGGGCGCCGACUGGAACAUUCCGCUUCGAGAUGUUCUCUGGUGAGAAACAUGAGCUGCUGGAAGCCUCGAAUAUUCCAGAGCCUCAUGGGGGCCCUUUCGUAGGCGUGCCAACGUUGUGGAGUCUACCGAUGGUGAAGUUUCGACUGCCUGCGGGCGAGAAAGGAAUUGCAGGUCAUGGCGACUUCUCUUCCAUCAUUCCCUCGGAUGGCAAGUCGACAUUGGAGUGGAUCAAGCAGUCGCAGCGCAUUUGCGAGAAGUACGGCUUCGAUUUGUUCUGCGAUUUCUUCAUGCACGAACGUCAUCUCAUCUUUGUCAACUUCCAGCCUUUCGACAAGACGCAGGCGUGGCAACAAAAGGCGAUACAAGCAAUCUUCGCAGAAAUGUACGAAGAGGCGAAAGCGAAGGGGUUCAGCAAUUAUCGGUCGCACGUCAACCAUAUGGACGCUAUCGCAAACUUAUACGACUUCAACGAUCAUGCAUACAAGAGGUUUGUGGAGAAGCUUAAGGACACACUCGAUCCAGAUGCAAUAUUAUCGCCUGGAAAGCAGGGCAUUUGGGGACAGAAAUUUGCAGGGCAAUGGGAUCCGCAUGACCUCUUAUUGCGUCAUAAGAAGACCCUGCACUCAGAGCGAGUCGGGACUACGGAACGACGUCCAUCGGUUUCAACAAGUUCUAACGCAUCUGUCACCAAAGCCAGCAAAGAGGGUGACCUCGGUCAUGCUCAGCCAAGCGUGCUGGAGGAGCCGAGUGGCGGUCAAGGAGCGCGCAUCGAAGCCAGGGUGGGCCACGCGGCUGCGAACGAUGACGUUGUGAUGGAUGAUGUUCGUCCUACUGCCAGCAUCGACGAAGUCCACAACUUGCCGACGGAUAUUGCAGACUAUCAAAACACGCUUGGAGUACUCCCCGGAGACACAACGGAUGCAUUCGACGCGUUCACUUCGUUCGGCAUACUGAGUCCAUACUUCGAUUUUGGCUAUGAUCCUCGAUUCGUGGCUGCAAGCAUAUCCGGACACAAUCCAGUGCCCGCGGUGGCUCCCACGACUACGGAUGAGCCAGUCUUAAAUCGGCAAGGAAUUUCACCUUUCCGAACAACUGACACACGAGGAGUGCGAGCCGACCAGACAGACGUAGGAUUGUCACCACCAGAGAUCUCGUGCAUGCCGCAAGCGAAACGUGCGCCGCUCGAGUUCACUGACGCGGCUCGAGACAGACUGCUAGAGGACCUUGCGGGACGUCUUCCUGACAAUGAGGGACUUCCAAACGACGUUCCACCUGCUUCGGUCCUAUCGAAAGACAUUAACAGUUUCAUGGACUCGUUCAAUACGCAUCUCCCGAUCUUCCAUUUACCCACGAUGGAUUUUGCCGAGAUGCGGUCUCCCUUGGUACUGGCGAUCUGUGCCAUCGGCGCACUUCAUCUUCUUGAUCGCUCGAAUGCUGGGACGAUGUACACACUCUCCCGUAAAGCUCUGACGCGCCGACAUCAGCGAGCCGAACUGGAGCUCGCGAGUGUAUUCUGGGAUUGGUCAAAGCCCGUGGCUGCGAGAACGAAGACUGAGCCGCCACCACUAUGGGAUACACAGACUCAACUGCUACUGGCAUAUUUUGGGUCAUUCUGUGGCCAUCCAGACGUGGUCGUGCGAUCUAUGGAGGAGAUUGGUUCGCUAUCCUGUGUGGGUUCGCUCAGCUCGAGAAGGACUGUUGACUGA